AUGCCAUUCUCAGAGACCACCCCUUUGCUGGAGGUCCAUGUCGCACCCCCACGGCAUCGGUACCCUCACCAUAACAUCCGUCGAGCUUGUACAUUCAUCCUCAGCACCCUACUUGUAAUUGUCGUCAUACUUUUCCUGAUCCCAACAGCCAUCCUCCCCCGUGAACACGGCUCGAUCUGGUCUUACCUACCAUGGGCCAAUCCAUUCCCCCACAGUGCCUGGCCCCAGGCCUAUGGCCUUCCAUACGACCAGCUUCAGCAGGUCCUCCUUGAAACUCCGUCGGCUGCCAAGGCUCGUGAGUGGAGUGAGUACUAUACCGCUGGUCCCCACCUGGCUGGCAAGAACUUGAGCCAGGCCCUGUGGACGAUGGAGAAAUGGAAGGAGUUUGGUGUCGAGGAUACUACCAUUGCUACGUAUGAUAUCUAUCUCAAUUACCCCCUAGAGCACCGCCUGGCUCUCCUCAAGAAGUCUGGCGAUAAGACCGAGGUUACCUUCGAGGCGACCCUGGAGGAAGAUAUUCUGGAAGAGGAUCCUACUUCCGGUCUGUCGGACCGAAUUCCUGUUUUCCACGGCUAUUCAGCUACCGGUAAUGUCACCGCUCAAUACGUGUAUGCCAACUUUGGCACCUUCAAGGAUUAUGAGGACCUGGUGAAGGCCGGCAUCGAUCUUGAGGGAAAGAUUGCUAUUGUCAAGUAUGGCGGAAUAUUCCGUGGCUUGAAGGUUAAGCGCGCACAGGAGCUUGGUAUGGUCGGUGUUCUCAUCUACAGCGAUCCCCAGGAGGACGGUGAGAUCACCGAGGAGAACGGUUACAAGGCCUACCCUGAUGGACCGGCCCGUAACCCCAGUGCCAUCCAAAGAGGUAGCACGCAAUUCUUGAGUUUCCUCCCCGGCGACCCCACGACACCUGGAUAUCCAUCCAAGCCUGGCUGCGAGCGGCAAGAACCAAACUCAAUCCCGUCUAUCCCUUCUCUGCCCAUCUCUUAUAAAGAAGUUCUGCCGUUCCUCAAGGCCCUCAAUGGUCAUGGGCCCAAAGCCUCGGAUUUCAACAAAUACUGGCAGGGUGGUCGUCUUGGCCACAAGGGCGUUGAGUACAACAUCGGACCUUCACCGGAGGACGUAGUCAUCAACCUUAACAACCAGCAAGAGUAUGUGACCACCCCGCUGUGGAAUGUCAUCGGUAUCGUCAAGGGACAUAUCCCCGACGAGGUUAUUAUUCUGGGCAAUCACCGAGACGCCUGGAUUGCCGGUGGUGCCGUUGAUCCAAACAGUGGUUCUGCCGCCCUGAAUGAAGUCAUUCGUAGCUUCGGUGAAGCUAUGAAGGCCGGGUGGAAGCCGCUGCGUACCAUUGUGUUUGCCAGCUGGGAUGGCGAAGAGUACGGUUUGCUCGGUUCGACUGAAUGGGUAGAGGAGUACCUGCCUUGGCUCUCCAAGGCCAACGUUGCCUAUCUCAACGUUGAUGUCGCUGCUGCUGGCACCGAGUUCGGUCCUCGGGCUGCUCCUCUGCUCAACAAGGUCAUCAGGGAUGUGGCUGGCCUGGUGCAGUCUCCUAAUCAGACUGUCCCUGGACAGACAGUCGGAGAUGUUUGGGAUGGUAAAAUUGCUACCAUGGGAAGUGGCAGUGAUUUCACUGCUUUCCAGGACUUUGCCGGUGUUGCCAGUCUGGACUUCGGAUUUGGUCGUGGAGAGAACGACCCAGUAUACCACUAUCACUCCAAUUAUGACAGCUUCGCCUGGAUGGAGAAAUACGGCGACCCAACCUGGUCUUAUCACACUGCAUGCACCAAGCUCUGGGCGCUUGCCGCCGCGCAACUCAUUGAGACACCCGUGAUCGCUUUCAGCGCUGCGGAUUAUGCUCGGGGUCUCGCAGAUUACCUUGCGCGAGCGAAACCCGCCGCAGAGAACGUGCCCGGGGCACACUUCGACUUCCACGGUCUGGAUCUUGCGAUUGAUAGAUUUGGCGCAGCCGCGAUCUUGUUCGACAAAUACGCCGAAGACCUUGCGGCACAGCUAGGCGAGCACAUCCCUUGGUAUCUCUGGUGGAAGAAGGUCCGGCUUCUUUUCCAAAUUCGUGUCGCGAACGAUAAGUACAAGGGUAUCGAACGAGCCUUCCUCUAUGAGCCCGGCCUGGACGGACGGAACUGGUUCAAACACGUUGUGUUUGCACCGGGGAUCUGGACAGGAUACUCGGGUGCAACAUACCCCGGACUGGUAGAGAGUCUUGAGGCUGAGGAUGUGGAGAAUGCCAAGGUAUGUCCAUCGAGUAUGGUUCUGAGUUCGCACUUACUGAUACCGCCCUUAGAAAUGGGGUAA
Messenger RNA from Penicillium maclennaniae, 2310 nucleotides. Its product is annotated as M28 family metallopeptidase. Bases 1 to 2310 code for a protein of 769 amino acids. Lineage: Eukaryota; Fungi; Ascomycota; Eurotiomycetes; Eurotiales; Aspergillaceae. The record is from RefSeq and is a predicted model, not a curated record. Gene Ontology annotation, molecular function: carboxypeptidase activity. The transcript has 2 exons.